Molecule: messenger RNA, 6309 nt
Organism: Nymphalis io (European peacock)
Lineage: Eukaryota; Metazoa; Arthropoda; Insecta; Lepidoptera; Nymphalidae
Gene: per
Product: period circadian protein
Exons: 29
Coding region: 245-3775 (1176 amino acids)
Biological process (GO): negative regulation of transcription by RNA polymerase II; circadian regulation of gene expression; entrainment of circadian clock by photoperiod
Cellular component (GO): cytoplasm; nucleus; transcription regulator complex
Molecular function (GO): DNA-binding transcription factor activity; transcription corepressor binding; transcription cis-regulatory region binding
Source: RefSeq, a predicted model, not a curated record
ACUAUCAGUCUCAGCCCUCAGGUCUCAGUGUCUCUCAGUGUUGAAUAGUCUGUUAAGACAGCAGGUACAGCUAUUUAAGACAUUCAAUACAGACACAGUAAAUUAUUUUUUCAUAAAAUAAAUUCAAUAAAAAGUGAGUGUUAAGACAGUACAGCAUUUAGUACUUAAAAGUACAAUAUGAUCGCGGUAUUAGAAGUGUAUAUCAAGGACUUUUAAUUAUAUUUCAGAGAGGAAAACAUAAAAUAUGGAGAACAUUCAAGAAACAGAAAAUGCAGUGAAUGCAGUUAUAGCCCAAUCUACAUUCUCCAACACCUGUGGCAACAAUCGAUCAAUAACGAGUAUAUGCAAUGCCAGAAUAAUGGCUUCCGCACAUUCGCGUUCAAACAGCUAUACGAACAGCCAGUCAAGGAGAAGCUACAAAACUUGUAUAUUAAACAGGCAGGAGUAUACGGAAAAUAAUGUCAAAAUUUCUGAUUCCGGUUAUUCUAACAGCUGUAGCAACAGCCAGUCUAGAAGGAGUUAUAGCUCAAAAUCUAUGCAUUCUGGUAGCUUAUCGAGUGGGAGCAGUGGAUAUGGUGGCAAGCCGUCCACUUCUAGUUAUAGCCAUGCUAUUCAACUAUCCGAAAAGAGGAUGAAAGAUAGAGAAGUGAAGAAAAAAAAGAAGAUGCAAAUAGUAUCAAAAAUGAAAAAAGACAAAUAUGUUGUUGUUCAAAGCCUACCUCAACUGGAACCCGUUCAGGAGAUUACCACAGAAUAUGGCAACAAUGCUAUCCUGUCGCCGCCGCCUCUUCUUGAAUUAGAAGAGAAAACGAUUAUUAUGGACAUUUCAACUUCGCUCAAGUGCAACGUCAAGACAGAGUGUGGCCCAUCCAACUCAACGCUUGUCACAACACUGAAUUGCGUCACUCGUACAGAACGUCGCUUGGAGGGAUUUUCGUGUGUUAUAUCGAUGCACGAUGGUACCGUAAUGUACACGACUACAUCUAUAACGGCAGCUCUCGGUUUUCCCAAAGACAUGUGGGUUGGCAGAUCGUUCAUCGACUUUGUGCACCCACGAGAUCGCAAUACAUUCGCAUCUCAGAUAACAAAUGGCUUGACAGUUCCAAAAAAUGCAAACGGUAUGCAAAUAAAAGUUGCAACUCAAUCAGGAACAGGCAAUCAAACAUCGACGAUGGUUUGUCGUAUAAGAAGAUACAGAGGACUUCAGACAGGAUUUAGAAUUAAAGAGAAAAUCCUAACAUACAUGCCCUUUUUACUGAAAUUUUUCUUUAAAAAUGUAGUACAUGACGAGAGUCACGUUGUAUACCUAGUCAUACAGGCUACUCCUUAUUAUUCCGCAUUUAAAACGCCGAAUGAAGUCAUUGUCAACGCAAAACCAUUCGUUAUAAGACAUUCGGCAAGCGGAAGUCUAGAAUUUAUAGACACUGAAUCGGUACCCUACCUGGGAUACUUGCCUCAGGAUAUUCUUAAAAAGAAUGCUUUGCAACUUUAUCAUCCUGCAGAUCUUGGAUAUGUACGUCAAAUAUAUGAGUCCAUUGUAAAGGAAGGCGUAGUGGAGCGGUCAAAGCCUUACAGGGUAUUAACUCAAAAUGGAGAUUAUUUAAAAUUGGUUACUGAAUGGUCCUCCUUCAUUAACCCAUGGUCUAGGAAACUCGAAUUUGUUACAGCCAAACAUUUUAUAAUAGAGGGUCCAAGGAAUCCGGACGUCUUCCAGGCAUUCGAAUCAGAAAGGGCUGAAAAAUUUUCAGAAGAAAUCCACCAGAAAGCUCAUAUUUUGAGACAAAAUAUAAUUCGUGUCAUGAAUGAGGUUCUUACUAAACCCGCGGAAGCUGCAAAACAGCAAAUGGGGAAAAGGUGUCAGGAUUUAGCGUCGUUUAUGGAGAGCCUGCUGGAAGAUACCCCGACUGAAACUAAUGACACCGAUAUGAAAGUAGAAAUACAUGAUACUGACAUGAACAGUUUCUACGAUCGAGAUUCGAUGAUAGUCGGCGGCAUGUCGCCGCAUCACGAUUUCAGUGACAUCAAGUCUAGCACAGAGGCACAUGUUAGCUACAAUCAGCUCAAUUAUAACGAAAAUCUUCAGAGGUAUUUUGAUUGCUAUGAACCUUAUGAAGAUGUGAGUGAAAAAAAUCUAUCAAUAAAAGAUGCUGGUGAAAAUAACAGUAUUUGCAUGUCACUGAUAGAAGAAGUACCUGAGGGGUACGAUGAGGGAAACUUGUAUGGGGCGAGUUCGCUAAUCAUGUCACAAUACAUGCAUCCCUUAGGCGACUAUAAAACAUUCCGAUUGACUGAAUCAGUGCUCAGCAAACAUAACGCAGACAUGGAAAAAGAAUUGGUCAAACGGCACCGCGACAACCGAAUUUGUAGCAAAUUCGAGAGAGAUAUAUUGUCAAGUGAAAUGAAACAGAAGAAAAAAGAACAUUUGGCGAGAUGUAACGCCUUCAUACAACAAUCGAUCCUCGAAAAUGCAGAACAAAAGCCACAGGGUGUAAAGCGUACAUCGAGGCAGAAAGAAGAAGGAAGUGCUCAAAAGCACAGAUGUUCAUCUGCAAGAUUAAAACGACAGAAGCAGAUAGUGAGAGCCGCUAAUUCACAGUCUAACUCUACAAUGGGAGUCAUUCCGAUGUUAUAUACUCCAGCGCCAUUUCACCAUCCUUCUAUGGCGCCACCAGAAUACCUUUUCAACCGGACUUCAUCUCAUAUGCAAGGACAUUCAAGUCGAAUGGGUCCACAUGCUAUGAUGGGUUCUCAUUACCAAGGUCAUAGAAAUGAACCUGAGGUGCUAUAUAAACUAAACCCUACAUGUUCCACAUCACACCGACCGAGUCCUUAUCUAUCAGCUCCGUAUCAAGCACAGCAAAUGCCUUAUUUGAUGUUUGGACAGGCUGUCUAUGCAUCGCCUUUCAUGUAUUCGUCCAUCGAUCCUCAAAUUUCAUAUACCCUGCAACAAAGCUUCGUUCCACAAAAUGUUCCGAGCAUGUAUUCUUUGGAAAUUUCAAAUAAAAAUUAUGAAGAGGCAUGUAAAAUGACAGUUCUACCGAAGACUAACAAAUCAUUCAGUUACCUCACAAGGAAGAGGGAGAAGGUGAUAGAAAAACAAUUACAUCAAUCAAGUGACGUCAGUAACUCAUCGAGCGACACCUCGUAUCGGAACAAACGAUCAUUAAUGGAAAAUCGUAAUAAGAGGAAGCUACGAUUAACAAACAGUGAAGAUUCGAAGACAGAUGAGGAAUCAAGCUACUCUUCAUUUUAUUCUUCGUUUUUCAAGACCGAUUCAGGUAGUAACGGGGAAAGCGACGGGAAAAUCUCUAAUGAUAGAAAAAGUUGGCAAAAACAAAAUGGCAGCGGAGAUGCAAUAUCGUUUCAGAGUUUUAAAGUAUUAAAUGGUGAAACAAAGAAAAAGAGCUUAAGAAGCAAUAUUGAACCGCCAUGGACGAAGCAAGUACGUGUUACAUCUGAACUAAUUUAUAAAUAUCAAAUAUGCACGAAGGAUAUGGAUGAAGUUCUGAGAUGUGACAAGGAAAAAUUGGAAAAGCUAGAACAACCUGCAUUGGUAAACGAACAACUCGGCCAAUUAUAUUUGGAUCUCCAGCUACAAGGAGUAGCUGCUAAAUUGACUCUUGAAGAAGGCAUCACUAGUUCCAGCAGUUCUGGUGAAGAAUCGUAUGUAACAACAAAAACAAAGAUUCGCCGAAGAAAGCGUGAGUUUAGCAAAUUGGUGAUGAUUUAUGAAGAAGACGCGCCCCUCCCGCCGCCGGACGAAGAAGACGCUUGAAAAUAUAUGUCAUUGUUAAAUGGCUAAAGCACAAUUUUCAUGCCAAAGUUGUAUUGCAUGAACGUGUUUUUGUUUGAUUUAGUGAUCAUAUUUUUAAUAUUGAUGUCGAUAUUCGUGUAUAUCAUUUAAUGUAGCUGUAGUUUCGAUUUUACUCUGUUCGAUUUUUAACAUAUGCGCUUAUAGAAUUACUAACAAUCCCUGCCGUUGGAGUGUUUGAUCACCUGGGAUACGUAGGAUGUUUGUACAUCACUCUUAUUUAUAAGAACACGAAAGUCACGUGAAUAUGAUAAAUUUAAAGCGCGUGAGACUGAAACGCGUUAUAUAACAAAAUACAAUUUAUUAAAACUAUCUUCGAAGCGCGUUGCGUUUUCUGAUAUAAGCAUUAUAUGUAUUGGCUUAGAUUUUUUUUUUAAUAAGGCAUUACAAAAAAAUCGCAGCUUCCUUUAUUAGAUGUAUAUUUAUUGAAAUUGAUUUUAAUUUUUCACACUAAUCUAUAAUUAUAUUAUUCCAAUAUCGUACAUAAGUGUAAGUUUCGUCACAAAGUGUUGUAUACGCUUAGUUGUUUUUUAUUUUUAAAUUUUUUAUUAUUUUUAUUGUUUUAAUAGUUCAUUUGCUAUUAUUGCUUAGUCUGUAUUUUUUAUCUCUAUUCAUAAAAUAUUUUUUAGUAUUAUAAAGAAAUAAUUAUUAUCGUUGUUAUAAGAGCCUAAUUAAAUCAUUGACGAGUUUUGUAUGUUAGAGUUAUUGACUUCCGACAUAUAAGUGUUUCUAUUGAAUCUUUAAUGUAUUGGUGAUAAUAUAUUAAUAAGUUAUUAUUAAAUGUAAACUUAAGAUUUCUCUUAAACAAAUUGCAUUAAGUGAAAUGUUGCUCGUUCAAUUCAACAUUAAUCUUGCCUGCCGCCUUAUGUCAAAGUGCUUAAUGAUACAGAAAAUGUAUGAAUUAUUUCAAGACAUAACGGAUAUUGUACUUUUAUACAAAUUGUAAAUCGGUCGAUAUUAUAUACAAUGUGAUUACAGUAAUACAUUCUAUCUUAUAAAUUAAAUAUUUUAAUCGUAUUAUAUUUAUAUUAUUAUGACAAGACUUUUGGGUGUAGACCAAUCUGGCAAACGAUAUAACGUGUAUGAUAAACAUGUGUUAAAUCAAAUGACUGCGGAUGAAAUCGCGGAGCACAGCUAGUUUUAAUAUGAUUAUAAUUAUUAAAUUAAAAUAGGAUAUCUUAGAGUUCUGUGAUAUAAACUUUAUAUUAACAUUGAACAAGAUUUAAUAAAGUCUUAUUAUCUAAGAAAGUAAAAACUGCUUAGAGAAAAUAAAAAACAAAUAUUUUGUUACCAAAUAUAGUUAGCAACUUAUCUAUAUGUUGUUUAGUGAUUAGUUAAACAAUGCUGUCUUCUUCUUUCUAAUGUCAAAUCAAUAAUGACAGAAAGAGAAAUCAGUGUUCAACUAAACAUCCGCUAAGUAACGAGAUAUAAAUGUUUCUAUACAACGUUCAUAAGUAAGCCCAUAUAUUUUUAUAGACCAGAUUUGCAUAUGGACAUUACAAUAAAAUAUUUUAUUUGAAAUUAAGUAGAACUAAUUAAGGAAGUGUAUGUUUAAACGAGCAUUUUAAUAUUAUUAUUAAAUAAAAGUCAAUAUAUUAGUUAUUUUUAUAUCUACAAAAUAGAAGCAUUGUGUAUAUUUUGAUCGCAGUGCUUAUUUUAUUAACAUUCUUCGCGAAAUGAAAUUAUAAAGAACGUAAUAUUAUAACAUGACUCUUAUGUGUUUGUGAUCUUAAAAUUAUACUUAUAUUUACUAUAAAAAACGAAAAUAUCUCUGCCUUUGGUCAAAUCAUUUCUUUCACUAACGGAAGAUUCAGCAUUAUAAAGAUAAUUAGAUUAAUUUGGUACUUAGUAUGCUUUAGCCGCUUCACCUAUCUCUAAAUUUUGUUUAGGGGGUGAUUAUUUAAACAAUGCUUUGUCUUCUUCUUUCGAACAUCAAAUCAAUGGUGACAGAAAGAGAGAAAUUAGUGUUUAAGUAGACAAUAUUUAUAAGUAAGUCCGUUUAUUUUUAUAGAACAGAUAUAAAAAUAAACACAUUUUUUGGAAAAUAAGUACAACAAUAUAUGUUUUCGAACGUAUAAAUGAGCAUCUUUCUGUGCAGUGGCACGCAAUUGUUAGAUAUAAUACUUAUUAAUUAUUAUUAUUAUUAUUAAAUAAAAGUCAAAAUAUUAAUUAUUUUUACAUUUACAACAUAGAAGCAUUGUGUAUAUUUUGAUCGCAGUGCUUAUUUUAUUAACAUUCUUUGCGAAAUGCAAUUAUAAAGAAAGUAAUAUUAUUACACGACUGUUAUUUAUAUGUGGUCUUAAAACUAUGCCUAAUUGCCUAAGGAAAUAUAUUUACUAUAAAGACUAAUGAGUCUCGGCCGUUGAUCAAAUAUUUUCUACAAAAGGAAUGCUCAGCAUUUUAAACAUUUUAUUGUAUUCAUUUUGUAGUUUAUGUAGUUGUAAGUUUAUAAAUAUUUUCAAUUUAAAAAUUAUUAGAAAUAAAUAAUGUGAAUCUAA